Messenger RNA from Acanthisitta chloris (rifleman), 1764 nucleotides. RefSeq names its product family with sequence similarity 149, member A (gene FAM149A). The record is from RefSeq and is a predicted model, not a curated record. The transcript has 13 exons. The coding region runs from base 295 to 1764 and encodes 489 amino acids. Lineage: Eukaryota; Metazoa; Chordata; Aves; Passeriformes; Acanthisittidae.
CUGUCCAGACGUUCCACAAAUCCGUGCCUCUCUGGAAGACAUGGAGAGUCUCUUCCAUCAGUUUUUGCAAGAAAUGUGCAGGAAGCUAUCGCCAAUUAUGCUUGUGAAACGCUUUCAUCGCUUUCAUCUAGCCGUUGUACAACACCCACAGAGUUGAAUAAUUCUUGGUCUGGAAUAAACAGCUAUACUACUAGUUUGUCUACUGAAAGAAGUUCGGUUUACUCCUGGAGGGAUGAUGAAUUUGAUAAAGCCAACACACAGAGAGUGCAUCAGUUAUUUUUGGAGAUUGAUGAGAUGCUAUUUGAAGGAAAAGUGACCUCCCAAACACAGAGCCUGCAGGCAGAAUGUGCAGAUUGGGUUGAACAAUUUCCUCACCUAAGGGUUCUAGGAAAGCAGCUCCUAUUGCCAAAGGAUGAAGGCUUUCAGCAUUUUCAGAGCAGAAAUGAUACCUAUGUGGAUACUAAGUGUUUGCCUGGCCUCCAUGAAUGCACUAGUAAUACAAAAGACCUCUGCAUUUCAGGCUCUAAACUGAUCCCAACAGCAUCUCCAAUACAUAAAGCACUAGAUUCAAGUUCCACUAUGAUUUUUGCUUCUGACUCAGCCGUGUAUUCCUUUCUGGAAGAAGAAAUCUAUGAUAUGGAUGGAAAAAUAGAAGAAUAUCUUGCCUUUGACAACAGGGAACUUGAUGAUGAGAGUUGGGAACAAAAGAAAAUGUGUCUUGCUGAGAAGAGGAGCAAGCGUGGCAUUCCCCCUGUUUCUCCCAGUGCCUGUAUCAAAGAUGCUGUGGCUUCCGAAGUAUUUGAUCAUAUCUGGAGCAAUGUCAUUGGAAUAUUGGAGGAACUGAUUAAAAAAAAUUGGGAAACUAGUAUCUCAGAGUGUGAUGAACAAGUGGAAAAACUGAAAAGUGUUCGCACAAAAUUGCCACAUUUGCCAGCCAUUCAUGUUAUAACAGAUGUUGGGAGCAUUCCUAUUUCCAGAGGUUCUGAAGCACGAAGUGUAUCUUUUGGCUCACAUUUUGUUUCAUCUCAGGUUCACCGUUUAUCUAGCAACUUCUGUGGUGAUUUGAAUGGUGUGAUGACAAUCCAAGCAAAACCACUCCAACAGAGGCAUGUUGCCCCCGUAGAAAAAAUACAGAAUGAGCAAGAAGACAAACCGAAUAGCAUUGCCUUUAGUGUUCCAAAUUCAGCACAUACUAGGUUGGGAAGAAUUUCUAAUAACUCUGUUCUCUCAUCAUCUCGGACACUGCUGGCAUCUAGGAAACUACCAAACCAUCGUCGGUUACCUUCUCUCACUUCUGACCAACUCUGCUCAAAAGUCCCUAAUACAUACAGUGAUGAAAUCCUUAGGGGGACUAAAUUGGAUGCCAGCUCAGAUUGUUUAUCUUCUGCUCAUGCACCUACAACAUGGACCAAGUUACCACCAAUAAACUCUGAGGCUGUUGAACAAGAUCUUUUGGUACCUCGAUUGCAACAGAACUCUCAUCGAGGACGAUAUGCUCAGAGCAGAGUGUCGAGUGCAGUGCCUGGCAGGACAGAGCAGCAGCCACUUAGAGAAAGAACUGUUACUGGUGAUCAGUUUUCAAGGCCCAACACAACUCAUACAUUCAGGAGAGAGACAUCUCAGAAGAGAUCACUGACUCCCAUGGAUUUUGCUAACCACAGAGGGACAGGUCAAGAAUUUUUAGUAAUAGGCUCACAGCAUUUCUACAGAUCCUUUCAGAGAAAUCCUCCAGACUCAAGGAAGAGAUUUCAGAUUGCUUCUUAA